GUGACUCGUUUUUUCGUUUAUGUUUAGAAGGCCUUGAUACGUUUCUUUCAAACAUUAAAAAGUAACGUAAAUUUCGACAACAAUAAUUGUUGUUGUUGGAUAAUAACAAACAAUGAAUGGAUUACCGUUGCUGUCGGAGAAAAAUAUUUUUGCUUUGGUUUGCAAGUGUUAACUGCAUCUUCCCUGCCCUUUUGACUGAGGUCCUUUAACCCCCUCUGCUCCGUUUUAAGGACGCUAGGAUCAUGGAGGAAGAAGACGGGGGUGGGAGUAGGUUGGAGCUAGCUGGGACAUGCCAGCAAAUUUGUGUUGUUGGCUCACUGGCCCUGGACCCUCUAGUAAUGUCUGCAGUGCAGGCAUUGGGUUUACCAGUCUCCCUUUCAGCUACUGGUAGUGAACUUAUAGAUUUAGUUGAAAACACUAUUUUUAUUGUGGACGACAUGGAAGGCCCAUUGUUUGAAGCACCUCACAAUCCCCGAUUCAGGGUGCUAGGACGCACAGCUCUCCUAGAGUUGACAGACAGAGGUGAAAAUCUUCCGUCCACCACUCGGCCACUUUUUUCAACCUCUAUGAGUGGUUUGGUUGUCUGCUUUACCGGAUUCAGAAAAAAGGACCAUUUGAUGAAGUUGGUGAAGUUGGUGCAAUCAAUGGGUGGCAGCAUCAGAAAAGAGAUGUCGGUCUCUGUCACCCAUUUGAUUGCACAGGGAUGUGGUGGCAAGAAAUACCAUUAUGCCACCACAUUUAGAGUGCCCGUUAUGUCUGAGGACUGGGUGUUUGCUGCUUGGCAGAGAAGGAAAGAAGUUGGAUUUGGUGCAGCAGCAUCAGACUUCACUGCCAAUUUCAAAUUAAAACCCUUCCAAGGGGCGAAAGUUUGUUUUGUGGGGUUUCCGGAAGAGGAAAAAAAACACAUGGAAGAAGUUCUUGUGGAAAACGGGGGCACUGUUGCAGAUAUGUCAGACUGCAGUCACGUUGUGGUGGAGAGUUACAAGGCUUAUAGCCUGCUCAAGGGCAAGACUGCUCCUGUGCCUGUGGGUGAAAACAAGUCCCAACAUUCCAAGUGCUCAGAUCUGCCCCAUCCAAUUCCGCCUCAAAGGAGGCGAUCAUCUUUUCUUCAUUUGCUGUUGUCUCCUAACAAAUAUCCUGCUAUUCGUGAAGAGGAUGGUUCCAGUUCUCCUCGUACUCCUGAAUCCAAAAGUCCUUCCACUUCUAGUUAUGAAACUCCAAAACUUAGUUUUGUACCAUCCAAAACUCCGAAAGUUCCAUAUUUUCCAAGUAUAAGUGAGCUGCCAACUUCAACCCCUAAAUUUGUGGAUGAUCACCAUGAUAGUUCUCAUGAUGAAAUGGUCACUGCAGAGGACUGGGACUUGGUAUCUGAUCCAAUGGACCAAACUAGUCCUCCUACAACUCCUCCUGGAACAACACAAACCUUUGAAAAGCCCUCGCCAACUUGUAUCCAUCCAGACUGUGUGGCACAAGUGAUAGAUGAUCCUAUGAUGUGCGAUCAAGAGGACACCACAUCUGCACCGGUGGUUGAUAAUGUUCAAGCCCAAGCUUCUACAUUUGGCCUGAUGUCCUCCCAUAUUGUCAAGCCUGAGUGGUUCUGGAUCUCAGUGCAAAAUGAGGGGGCAGCAGAUGAAACAGAAUAUAAAUUUGAAGGCUGCUUAGAAGGAGUUAUGAGUCCGGCUACAUCUAGGGAUUCCCUUGGUACUCCUACAUCAUCCCGCCUGAGGAAAAGGAAAAGAAUUCGGGAUGGUGUUUCAAGACAGAUCCCAGAUUCUCCCAGUAUUCAUAAGCGGCGCUCCUCCAUAAGUGAUGCUGGGCUUUUGAGUCUCAGUAGUUCAUUUUUAGACUGCUCAACUGUUUCAGAGAAGUUGUCCACUGAUGAAGUGGAAGCUGCUACGCUGAAAAGUCUCAGCAAUCUUAGCCCAAGACAGCAAGUUUUCCAUGAGCUGGUACAAACUGAAACUAACUAUGUUGGUAUUCUAAGGACUAUCAUGACCUUAAUCAAGAAACCUUUGGAGGAGUUUUCCGAGGGGGAGGGCCCUUUAUUGGAUAAUACAGAGUUGAAAACAAUAUUUGGCCACCUUCCACCUAUUUAUGAUUUACACGCUGCUAUGCUUCAAGAACUAAUCAGAGCAAAUGCAAAUUGGACAGAAACAACAAGUAUUGGCAGCAUUAUACUGAGGCAUUCUCGGGAUAUGGUUAAAGCAUAUCCGCCUUUUGUAAACUUUUUUGAACAGACAAAAGAAAUGCUUCACAAAUGUGACGAAACCAAACCAAGGUUUCAUGCUUUCCUGAAAGUUUGUCAAAGUAAACCGGAAUGUGGAAGGCAAACUCUAGGUGAGCUGCUCAUAAGACCAGUGCAAAGACUGCCUAGCAUAUCUCUCUUGUUGGGAGAUAUUUUAAAACAUACCCGUAAGGACAACCCCGACCAUGCAGCCUUGGAUGAGGCGCUUCAUGCAGUUCGUGAAGUCAUGACGCAUAUAAAUGAAGAUAAAAGAAGAAUGGAAGCGUGUAUGGACAUGUUCUCUAUCUUUAAUGAUAUUGAGAACUGCCCUCCUCACCUUGUCUCCUCUCACCGGGCGUUUGUAACUCGAUGUGACGUAAUAGAGCUCAGCAAUGAGUUGAGUGGGCGAGGAGAUGCCCUUGUAUUUUUUCUCUUCUCAGAUAUUUUAGAGAUUUGCAAGAAAAGAUCCAAGGGAACAUCCCUUAAAAGCCCUAAUACAGCCACAUUGCGUAGCUGCAAACAUUUCAAGCAUGUGCGACUCAUACCCCUCUCUGAUAUCAAAAGAGUAUUUGAUGUGGAAAGAGAGGGGAACAAUGAAGAAAAUAUAUUUGCUCUAAAAUGUCGGAGCAACCAAGAGCUCAAAGAAAAGCUCUAUUCAUUUUCCCUUUCGGAUGAAGAUAUCGAUAAAAAUAAUUUUCUGCAGACACUUUGCAGGCAACUUGCCAAUACCGUGUGUAAGGCUGAUGCGGCCUAUUUUUUGUCGCCAAUUGACUAUAAUGAGCUGGACAUUAGUGCAAAUGAUGCUGCAUUUGGUACAUUGAGCAAGGCUUUCAAAUUAGCAUCACGCACCAAAAUGAAAAUAGGUCGUACCUUUUCCUUUAAUUCAAAGACUCCGAGCAAAUUAAAACGAGCAGUAUCAUCCAUGAUGUCUCCCUUUGGCAGCACUACCAAUUUGACUCCUGCCUCGCAAUUAGCACAAAUGAGGCUUGCAUCCUGUACCAAUUUAAACGAGCUGGCAUCAUCACCAUCAGAACCAGAAGCACUUAAACCACCAAUGUCUGUGCAACCAAGAAGAAAACGGCCUGUAUGAAGGACAGUAUCCGGUCCUUCUUGUUACUCUAUGUUGUUUUUUUAAUUCAAUUUACUUCAAUCUACUUGUCAUAACUUGUACCUAUGCAUAGAGACAUUCUACAUUCUGCAAUGACUUUAGGCGACUGGUUAACUACAAUUAAUCAAUUCUGUUCUAAUUUUAUUUACCUUUAUUUCCGUAUGUUUUAUUCUAAGAGAGAGAAAAUUAUUUUCGUUUUACGUGUGUACAUUACCUAAUGUACUAUUCUGGUUUCUAAAGAAUGUCAAGCUUUUGGAACUGCCCAUUGAUAAAACUAUCUCUGCUUUUGGUUUUAUUAUCUUUGCAAUCUCUUGUAGAAUUUGCAUCGAGUGUGUCUGUGAUAAGAGUUCUGGCUGUGAAAGCUUCAGUUCCACUCGCUUUUGUGCAGUAAACCCUCUGCAAUGGCUGCUUAUAGUAUCUACUCAAACAUACAGUUUCAUCUUGUUUUCCAGAUAAUUGGACUGAUUCCCAUAUUGGUCAUAGAAGUAUUGAGUAAAGGGAUCUCCUUUCAAUUUAUUAAUAGAUGGAUCUCUACAGUUUGGAAGGUUAACUGAUGACAUUGAACUGUGUGGAUGUAUAUCUUCCAUUCUUGGGUGGUGUUUGGUUGUCUUUAUGUUUUGUUAAUUUACAUAACUGAUCAAAAACAUAAGCAGUCAUUACUGUGAAUCAAUCAUGUGUAUAUACUACUUUACUGUCUUCUGCUGUUUUGAGGAAAAUACAAUUCUCUAGUUUGACUUCAAUCUAUGCUUUUGGCAGUCAGGUCUCACAUUAUUCGAUAGUUUGUCUGAAACAUAUUACUAGGAAUAUUUUUUUUUCAAGAAGUUUCUUCUUAGUACAAAUUUGUGUAUCUUAUGGCAAAGAUAUUGUACAAAUUAUUCUUCUGAAUGUGCUGCUAGGUGUAGACUGCAACUAAUUCUAUUUAGUUUGCUGAAAUUUGCUUAUGCUGUAGUAUAUUAUAAGUGACACUUGCUAAGUCUUGUGUCUGUAAUUGAAAAACAAAGCAUUCUCGAGCUCUUCACUACUCAAAUUUUCUCUCCAGGCAACUCCCCGCAGGAUCUAUUCAGAAGACUGAUGCCUAAGGUAUACUAUAGUCUGCUUACUUAGUGCUCAAUCACAGUGAUAAUCACCUCCAAUUGACUGACAGAUUCUUCUAUUAUUGUGGGCCUUCUCUAAUAGUCUGGAGGACUUAAUGCACUGAAAUUAAACAGGUUGUUCUUUCUGUGCUCAAGAGUAAUACAGUUAAAGUAUUCCUCUAGUUUGGUAACAGAGAUACAUUCUGUGCGCAACUCUGUACUUAAAUGCUUCUUUCUCUCUAAACUGCCAAAAGAAAAAAAAAAGCAAGUACAGAGUUGUUGAUGUUGUUAAUGCAGUAUCAAAUCCAUGAAAUCCCAAGUGGCUGAGUUUUCAUUGUUUGUUUCUUUUUUCUUUUCUUUUUCUCUCAGUUCUCUUCUUUUUUUUUCUUCAUGUGAACUACCUAUUUUGCAUUUCCUCCAAGUAGCAAAGUUUUCAGUUUGAUUCCUUCAUCAUAAGCUUUGGACAUUGAUUGAUGCAAUGUGCGUGUGUUGUGGGCCAUAGAGACUCUUUUUCCAUCAGAUUAAGUGUUUCUUGAAAAAGGUUUCAUAAGGUUUCUAACUCUUCUGAGAUCUUUUUACCCUGAAUCAAAUUUAAAUUUACAAAAUUAAAUUACUUUUUAUCAUACAGUAACCCAGUAUUUCAUUCCAGUGAUCAAUGAUGAAAGCAGGUUAGCAAUACGGGUGUCAUGUCUUUCCACAAACUUGUGACGAAUUUUAGAAUCAGCAGUUUUUAACUCUUAGACUUAAUCAUAAUUAUAAACUGUCAUACAAACAAGUUUUUUGCAAGGCAAGUAAUAAUUUUUGUGAACUGUUCUUGGUUGUUAACAUUUGAGUAGAAAAUAAUAUAACUUAUGUUUUCUAGGUUACCUUUUAUUACAUAUGUCCUGUCCUCAAAUAUUGAAUUGAUGAAUUGAAUAUUGAUUUGGUUGCUGUAAUGUGUUUACACUUAUCAAGUGUCAGAAUCAUUUUGCGCUCUAAAUACCAAGUGCUCGGUGCACUUUUGUUUUUGCAUGAUUAAUUUAAUUCUGAACUGUUUGCUGUGCCACUCAUAAGUGCCCUCAAAACAUCAUCUCCGUGUAGAUAUUUUAUGUGUAUGUUUCAUUAUCUUAUGUAAGGUAUUGUUUUAUUUUAAAUCUGGGUUGAACUGAAUCGCGUUAUGUUUAUCCAAGUCAAAAUUUUUGACUCUUUUGUUUUGAUUUAUUUGAAACACAUGAGCCAAGUUUGCUUGCCAAAGAAUUUAUCUCAGUUAAAAUCGUAAAAAGAAUAAAAACCUAUUUAUAAUGAAUAUUGUUCAGUAUUGAUAAAGUAAUUUUAUUCAAUUGUAUAUUAUCUUUAAAAUGGGCAUUAUAAUUUGCUUAUAAAGUAUUCAGAUCAACUCAGAUCAGCCUAACAUUUGCACUUAUUGUUAGAUGACCUGCCUUAUAAAAAUUGUUACCAAAUGUGAAACUAUUUAACUAUUCGUCUGAAUCUCUGUGUCUGCUUGGUCAAGAUUUCUUUCUUGAUAGUUCUUUGCCUGUUUAAAGUUUACUAUCUUAGUAUAUAUGUUGUGCCUGUGUCUAUAAGAUAUAUUGGAAAGAAUAAUGUCUUAUGCCUUGCCAUCAAUGUAAGUAUUGCAGUACAGUAAAGUCUGAUGUUGCCUUAUAACAA
This is a messenger RNA of Frankliniella occidentalis (western flower thrips), 6052 nucleotides long. It is a transcript of the gene pbl, whose product is annotated as protein ECT2. Gene Ontology annotation, molecular function: GTPase activator activity; guanyl-nucleotide exchange factor activity. The coding region runs from base 243 to 3314 and encodes 1023 amino acids. The record is from RefSeq and is a predicted model, not a curated record. Gene Ontology annotation, cellular component: nucleus; cell cortex. NCBI's taxonomy places the organism in Eukaryota, Metazoa, Arthropoda, Insecta, Thysanoptera, Thripidae. The transcript has 14 exons. Gene Ontology annotation, biological process: activation of GTPase activity; mitotic cytokinesis; intracellular signal transduction.